AUGCCUAUCCCUUCUCUGAUGCCUAUCCCUUCUCUGGCGUUCGCCUGGUUUUCAGACUUACUGGUGGAGCACUGCGAGAUCUUCUUCUCACUGUUUGCCGUCGAUAUGGACACCAUUUUAGUGGAACAGCCGCCCGACACCUGGGAGUCCUUCCCUCUGUUCCAAGUGUUCAAUAAUUACCUCCGAUUAGACGAAAAUCUAUGCGGCGGUCGAUUCCACACUCAAUUACGCGACACAUUUGCCCCACAAGUGGUCAGAUAUGUCGAUCUCAUGGAGUCAUCGGUCGCACAGUCGCUACAUAAAAGUUAUGAAAAAGAAAAGUGGGAAUCAAAGGGACCCGUGGGUUGUGCCGCAUCCGAGGAUCUAUUUUGGAAGUUGGAUGCCUUACAGACAUUCAUCCACGACCUCUAUUGGCCCGACGAUGUGUUUGCGAAGCAUUUAGAACAAAGACUCAAAUUAAUGGCCUGUGAUAUGAUGGAGGCCUGUAUUAAUAGGACACUACAGGCCUUCCAGACGUGGGAACGCAAGGGCACGGCUCGGUGGACGAGCACUGACUACAUCGUGCCCUCAGAAAUGUGUGCAAUGAUUAAUGUCAUACUUGAGGCCAAGACUCAGUCAUUAAAACUGUGCACUUUUGACGGCGCAGACACUCAUCAAUAUCACAACAAAAUAGAUCAAUUAGUAGAUAAAACUUUAAGCGAUAUGCAAACUGGACUUAUAGUUAAGAUGACGGCUAUACUUGAGGCCAGUAUUACCAAACUGGCCAGGUAUGAUGAGGGAAGUCUUUUGGCACCAAUUCUGUCAUUAACUUAUAACAAAGGGAUGUCAAGUAGUGGUCGAGAAGUAGGCAAAGCGUACGUGAAUUUUGUGCGAAACAGUACCGAACAGUUGCGACAAAGAGUGACCGACGAGUUGUGGGUCAUUAACUUCUUCGAGCAAUGGUACUCAUCACAAAUGAAUCUUCUAUGCAAUUGGCUUUCAGAACGUAUAGAUCAUGGCUUACAUUUGUUUCAACUCUCAGCCCUUUCCCAUAUUGUCAGGAAGAUAUACUCGGACUUUGAGUUACAGGGCAUUGAAGAGGAGAAAUUGAAUUCAAAAGUAUAUCAAACAAUAAUGAGUCGCAUCCAACUCGAAGAAGCGGCCGCUUCCGUCACCAAUGGUCUCAACAGAGAACACGAGGACUCAGAGGAAUACCCGGACAACGUGGCCGAUGCCAUCGCAAAGGGCAAGACUGGAGGUCUGCACCGAACGGACUCCGAGACAAGUGAAGGAAGUUAUGUGAAUCGCAUCCAAAACGCCACUCAGAACGUGAUGGGAAGGAUCACAGGCAUCGGUCGGGGCGUCGGUAACAUCGGCGGAAUCGGCGGAUUCGCCAACAAAUUCUUAAACAACAAAUUCUAGUCUCAUAUUGUCUGAUAUCUUAAACAACAUUUAUUUCAGUUUCAAUCUUUUGAAACAUUUCUAAAAGUGAGAACUCAUUGUGUGAUCUUUUCCCGAGUGUUCCUUCAAUACAUUAGUUCACGUAUUGUUAUAUCCAAUGAUAUGAUAAUCGACUAGUUUUACAUAAAUUUGUUGCAAUACAUGAGAGAAAGAAGUUUAUGUUGUGAUCCUUGAAAUAUUUGUUACAUUUGAUGAGAAAUUUUUAUUUAUUACAUGAAAAUGUUUUCUUUUGCUCACAAGAGAUAACAGUAAAUAUAAAUAUAAAGUAUUUAAGUAAUUAAGAGUCAAAUAAUAAAUACAUUCCUCUCUUCUAACUUAUAUGACAUUAAAUGCAUUGGAAUGGCCUUUGAAUGCACUCAAAGAGUUAGGGUUUAGAACUUUCAAUGAUAUUAACAAAUACUUAUAUACUGUACUAAUUGUCAGUUUUUAUGUACAGAUCAUUAUUCAUGUGAAUAAUUAUGUCAAAUCAAACACACAAACAAGUCUAUUGUACAUCUAAUCCACUUUUAUGGCUAAUCCGUAGGAAAUGUUGCAUUCUUUGCAAUCACUGCCAGCGCUCUCAACUCAAUACAGUUUACAGUUUUCGGUGAUUGUGUGAAAAGAGUCUUAAUUUAGAGAAUAUUCUGUCAUUUGAUUUGCUGGCAGUUCUCAGUUUGACUAUGCAUUCAAUUAAUUCAUCCAUUCAUUUCAAAACUAAACUAAAUUAGUUUCAUUUUCAGAUAUUUUAUGUUCACA
This is a messenger RNA of Oppiella nova, 2175 nucleotides long. The record is from the annotation of a GenBank genome assembly. NCBI's taxonomy places the organism in Eukaryota, Metazoa, Arthropoda, Arachnida, Sarcoptiformes, Oppiidae.